UAAAACAGCACACAUGCGGCGCAGUAGUGCUCUCUCUCGUUUCGUGAUCGGACGUCGUGCAGCUCCGUGACGAAGAAAUACGCGCAAUAUUUCCAUCCGGGUGAGGAGAAGUGUGUGUGUGUCUGUGUAGUUGGUGAUGAUGACGGCAACUCACGGGAAAGAUUUUUCUACCGCGUGAAUCAACAGUGCCGUCACGGUAAAGGGCUUACACUGCAUAGCAAAACAACAACGGUGCUAGCGAGAAGAUUGUUGGUAAACAGUGCGUGCGUGUUGCACGUGUGUGCCAUUGUGUGUUGGACAGUGAAAACAGGAAAAGUUACUAGCAGAUUAGGCAGCUUUUUUCAUCGCCCCGAAUUGCUGCCAAUCGGGAACUAAAUUUCCUCCCUCUCGAAGGGGGUAGAGGGGGCAAACACUACAAAAAUAGGCAAAAACGUGCACAAACACACACACCGUCUCACACGCAGGCAAAGAGUUGUGUGUGUAUGAGUGUGGUUGCACUUGUGAAAUAUUCUUCAUCGCACUAAAGGGAGAGAGUAGCACGCACAGCCCGUAUACGCGUGUCAGUGCGUAAAAUCGCGCGUAACAGACUGAAAGGGAAAACCCUGGCCUCAACCACACACACACAUGCUGGGGGGGCAUUUCACAAUCAUAGCAGGCUUAAGCUGCCAAAGGGGGAGAGCAGGUCCGCAAAAGAGUUUGCUCAACAGUGAAAAGUGUCAAAAAAGUGUGUGCGUGUAAAAGUGGUCAAACGAAAAGGGCCUUGCAAACCAAGGAAAAGCUGUAACUCAGCACGUGUGUAGAGAAGAGUGGUGUGUGUGUGUGUGUGUGUGUGUGUGUGUGUGUGUUUUAUUGCACCAGAUUGUGACUUGCUUUACAACUGUUUGCGCAUUUUACAAUAACCACAACAAAAGAAGUACGAAUGGAUUCGAACAGCCUGCUGAGCAUGAACCUGGCACUGAACGUGGCGCGGAAGUGUCGCAUCUGCGGCAUGGACAUACUCGAUCUCACGUGCGCCUUCCCGAUCUUUGGCAACGAUCGGGUGGAUCAGAAGCUGGAGCGCUACCUGCAGCUGAAUAUACAAAUCGAUGACCUGCUCCCGAAGUGCAUCUGUGGAUCGUGCUAUCUGAAGCUCGAAAGCAUCGACCAGUUCGCGCUGAUGGCCAGCCGCACCGAGGAAGCGUUCCGCGCCUGGCUGGGCCGUCUCCGCGGGCUCAACAGCCCAGCCGAGGCGGCCAAAAACGUCAACGUAAUGUUGCCCCUGUUUCGUCUCGAUCCCGACGGUGGUGCCGAUUCGAAAAAGGGACACAACGCAUCGGCCGCCAAAGACGCACGAAGCAAUCCUUCCCCGACCGUAUCGGCCGCUACACCACCGGCCAGCGUCAGCCCGCCCGAGAAGGGCAUCAUCUCGUACAGCGAUCUGAAGCUGGGACUGCUGAUUAAAGAUCAGGAGCUGCUGAAGCUGAUCCUGAAGGCGCUCCGAUGGGCGGAGAACGAUCGCCGUGCGUCGUUCGAGGUGCUGAUACAGCGGUUGAAGAAUUCGAGCUUUCGGGAGAUCCUCUCCAACCGCAACCUGCUGAAUGAUAGUGAUCUGACGCAGCUGCUCAAAUCGUACAUCGGGCAGGGUGUGAUGAACAGCUUUGCUGCGAUGCCUCCUCCGGCCGCAUCAACGCCGCUGAACAAUAAUCAUGUUGUGCCGCCGGCGGUUAUGUUUCAACCACCGAUCAAUCCGACUGGUGGCGUUAAAUCUGGAAAUCAAUCCGGUUUUCUGGCACCGGUUGGACCGAUUGCAGGUGUUAAUGUGAAUGAGUAUCGAAUCGAUGAGGCCAGCGUCACGCAAAUGGAGGUAGGGGUCGAUCCCGAUCUGUAUCUUCCGUACGAGGACGAGGAUAGCAGCAGUACAAACAAGUUUGAGGGAAGGAUCGAGGAUCGGCAGGAAAACACGGUCACGAUCAAGCUGGUGACGACGAACGUUGCUGGAGAUAUGAUUGAAAACAAAAGGAUGAUUCCUGCAAUCCUGAACGUCCGCGGCAACAAGCGCUUCCAGUGCAGUGCUUGCCCGGAGUGCUUCGAAACGAACGGCGAACUGCAACAGCACAUCGUACGGCGACAUCUGCCCAGAACCAAUCGCACCGUUAUCACCGAACAGGGCAAACCGGCGAUCAAAAUUCGCGUUCGCAAGAACAAACCCAUCGCCGGUCCUUUGCUACCGCCGAAAUUGAUCUCCCCUUCAGCACCGGGCACCCUUACCGCAACUACUCCCUCACCGACCGUGCCUACCCGCGACAGUGGUGGCGUGACGGUGACCGAAUCCUCAUCUCCAAUUAAAAUUGUGCCACUAAAAAUCCCUGCCUCGACCACGAUUACGGUUAUUCCGGCGACACCGCCACCAACGACCACGGUCCCGGUGGAACCUAACAAACCGCCAACAGUCGAGCAGAAGGUGGAAGUAAAGCCACCGCCCAUAAAGAAAGAACCACCCUCAACGUCUGAAUCUCCCGCCAAGGCAGAGCUUCUGGUGCGCAAAUCGAAACGAAAGACCUCGCUCAAACCGGAAGUCAGUUCGCUCAUACUGGAGAAGCAGCAGAAAAAGCGAAAGGUACAGCAAGUGGUGCAGAAACCGGUGCAGAAAGAGGCACAGACUCCUGCACCACCAGCACCACCACCACCAGCACCACCUUCACCGAAACCGAAGACUUCACGCAAGUCCAACGCGUUCUGUGCGCUUUGCCGCAAGCGGCUAACACCGAAGCAAACGAUGCGCGUGCACAUGCAACAAGAGCACUCCCGGUAUGAGUGUGAAAAGUGUGACCGUGCGUUCAAGAGUGCGAUGAAUCUGAGCCGCCACCAGCAGUACCAUGCCAGCAGCAGUAGUACCGUGCCGACCGAGCUGGCGUCGUCGUCCGCCGGUACGAAAAGGGCACAGAAAGCAGCCAACCCACCACCCCAGCAGGAGGAGGAGAAGGAACAAACGCACAAGUGUUCCUACUGCGAGAAAGCAUUUAAACGGAGCCAUCACCUAAAGCUACACCUUAAACAUCACAAAAAGGAUGCAACGUCCGCUGGGAGCGGUUUGCGCAGACGGUCGAAGCUUAAUCAGAGCAGCAGUAGUGGCAGUGCCAUAAAGAGCGUACUUGUUUCGUCUACCGCCGAAUCUGGACAAGGCAGUAAAACUCGAAAGAUGGAAGCGACCAAACGUAAAAGUACAAUCACUAGGAAAGUUAGAUUUUCCUGCUAGGUUUUUUUUUCUAUUUCUUUGCUUAAAUUCCCUAACCCGGAAAGCUUUAAAUGUAGGUAAAUGUUGAUUUGUUUCUUACGUCAUUGUACGUGUGUGUUUUUUUUCCUAUAUUGCAAAGAAUUGCCUUCAUCGUUUGAAUACGUGUUACAUUACGUAAAGAGAACUAUUUUAUGAAAAUGAAAUAAAGUUAAAUUCAUUACCAUUUUUCACAUGUUAUCC
Messenger RNA from Anopheles merus, 3454 nucleotides. RefSeq names its product proteoglycan 4-like. Gene Ontology annotation, biological process: regulation of transcription by RNA polymerase II. Gene Ontology annotation, molecular function: zinc ion binding; DNA-binding transcription factor activity, RNA polymerase II-specific; RNA polymerase II transcription regulatory region sequence-specific DNA binding. Gene Ontology annotation, cellular component: nucleus. The transcript has 4 exons. Lineage: Eukaryota; Metazoa; Arthropoda; Insecta; Diptera; Culicidae. The record is from RefSeq and is a predicted model, not a curated record. Bases 920 to 3235 code for a protein of 771 amino acids.